Anoplopoma fimbria (sablefish) is the source of this 867-nucleotide messenger RNA. RefSeq names its product leucine-rich repeat-containing protein 30-like. Lineage: Eukaryota; Metazoa; Chordata; Actinopteri; Perciformes; Anoplopomatidae. The transcript is spliced from 7 exons. The record is from RefSeq and is a predicted model, not a curated record. The coding region runs from base 1 to 867 and encodes 288 amino acids. Gene Ontology annotation, molecular function: protein binding.
AUGGGAGGAGGCGUGUGCAGAGAGGAGGUGAAGGAGGAGAAGAGGAGGAGCGUUGGGAGAGAAGACAGUCUGACGUCAGCCGAUAGAAUCCGUCGGUUCUCCGUCAAACAGUUUGGAUUCAACGUUCUGAGUCUGACACGCAGAGGACUGAAGGAGGUUCCUGAGGAACUCUGGGAGCUGUUGGAGCUGGAGAAGCUGAACUUGUCUCUCAACAGUCUGAAGGUUCUUCCUCCUCAGCUGGCUUUGCUCUCCAACCUGGUGGUUCUCAACCUGUGGGGGAACCAGCUUGGCAGCCUGCCAGCAGAGAUCGGACAGCUGAAGAGACUCAGAGUUUUAUUCGUCUACAGAAACAGACUGAGUGAAGUUCCUGAAGAGCUGGGAGCCUGUACACAACUAGAGGUUCUGAGUCUGGCCAACAACCAGCUGACCUCGCUGCCGGCGUCGCUCUCCAAUCUGACCCGACUGAGGAAACUCAACCUCAGUCACAACCUCAUCGCUCACAUCCCAGGAUGCAUCUACAACAUGAAGGCUCUGGUGUUCCUCCACCUGGCAUGUAACCGUCUGGAGAACCUGGCAGAGAACAUCCAGGCUCUGGUGGAGCUCAAGAUCCUCAUUGUGGAGGGAAACAGCCUCCAUUCUCUGCCCAAGGCCCUCUGCUGUCUCACCAGGUUGGAGUUGCUGAACCUGGACUUCAACGACAUUAAGGACGUACCUCAGGAGAUGCACCAGCUGUCCCGUCUGGAGAAGCUGGCCUGCCAUCCUCUGGAUAAAGGACUCCACAUCGUCCACAACCCGCUGAUGAAACCUGUGAAGGAGGUUCUGGAGGGGGGGCUCAGCGCGCUCUUCAACUACCUGAGGGCGGGGUAG